AUGCCCCGUGUCUUUCUGGUCAGGAGUCGGCGUCCACAGCCUCCCAAUUGGGGCCAGCUCCCUGACCAGCUCCGGGGAGAUGCCUAUGUUCCAGGUGGGCCUCUCACUGGACUUGGGGGUGAGGCCCAGGGGGCAGGCAAAGCAUCAGGGUCUGGCUUCAUCUCCUCAGAUUGCAGCAGCAUAGGAGGACCACCAAUACACCAGUCUUCAGGCCUUGGGGACUCUUGGGCAGCGUCCCCGCAGGACACUAUGACUAUGGCUUCCAGAAGCCCCAGGGCACUUGGCUGUCCACUCUGCCCCAAGGCUUUUCCACUGCAGCGGAUGCUGACACGGCACCUCAAAUGUCACAGCCCAGCGCGUCGCCACGUUUGCCACUACUGCAGUAAGGGCUUCCAUGAUGCCUUUGAUCUCAAGCGUCACAUGAGGACACACACAGGAAUCCGGCCGUUCCGUUGCGGAUCAUGCGGCAAAGCUUUUACCCAGCGCUGCUCACUGGAAGCGCAUCUCGCCAAGGUGCACGGGCAGCCUGCCAGCUACGCUUAUCGAGAGCGCCGCGAGAAGCUGCACGUGUGUGAGGACUGCGGUUUCACCAGCUCGAGACCCGACGCCUACGCACAGCACCGCACCCUGCACCGCGCGGCGUGA
This is a messenger RNA of Chrysochloris asiatica (Cape golden mole), 645 nucleotides long. RefSeq names its product ovo-like zinc finger 3 (gene OVOL3). The record is from RefSeq and is a predicted model, not a curated record. Lineage: Eukaryota; Metazoa; Chordata; Mammalia; Afrosoricida; Chrysochloridae. Gene Ontology annotation, cellular component: nucleus. Gene Ontology annotation, biological process: regulation of transcription by RNA polymerase II; epidermal cell differentiation. Gene Ontology annotation, molecular function: DNA-binding transcription factor activity, RNA polymerase II-specific; RNA polymerase II cis-regulatory region sequence-specific DNA binding. The transcript has 3 exons. Bases 1 to 645 code for a protein of 214 amino acids.